Messenger RNA from Anopheles funestus (African malaria mosquito), 895 nucleotides. Its product is annotated as methyltransferase-like 26. Bases 39 to 824 code for a protein of 261 amino acids. Lineage: Eukaryota; Metazoa; Arthropoda; Insecta; Diptera; Culicidae. The record is from RefSeq and is a predicted model, not a curated record. The transcript has 2 exons.
UGCUGGCCGGAAGGUUACAUGGGUUUUGUUUACAAAAAAUGGCAGCCAAAAGUUGUCAAGCUAACUUCAAAUCGCAUCGCCUUCCUUAUGUUUACAAGCAUCCAUACAAAUUGUUCUCUUUUCUUUCGACCUGGCUAACAAGAUUAUCAGGGUAUCAUUUUCUUCCAUUAUAUACAUGUUUCAGCAUCAUGAAAAGAAUAACUAAUCCAGCCGGCGAAAGAAACAAAGAUCCGAUACUAAAUGUUUUAAAACGAGUGCUAUCAAAGACCGCACCCAAUCUACGACUGUUGGAAGUGUCUUCCGGUGUGGGACUACAUGCGGCUUACUUUGCUAAAGAAUUCCCCAAUAUCACUUUCCAACCAUCGGAAUUCGAUACCUCGUUAUUCGGCAGUAUCGACGCAUAUCGACAGGGAGUGGAGAACGUUGCUUGUCCGAUCUUCAUCGAUGUUUCACAACCGUGCAGUGAAUGGCAGAACGAGGCCAACGUUAACCAACGCUGCUGUGCCAACCAAUUCGAUUAUAUGCUUAACAUCAACAUGUUACACAUUUCACCGAUAGCCUGCGCCAAGGGACUCUUUCACAACGCAUCGGAACUUCUGAAACGAGGCGGAUUGUUGAUCACCUACGGACCGUAUGCCGUGGACGGCAUUCUCUCACCGGACAGUAAUGUACGCUUUAACGAAUCAUUACAACAACGGAAUCCGGAAUGGGGUAUACGCGAUACGAACGAUUUGUGUAAAAUGGCACUUCAGAAGGGAAUCACACUUGAAGAAGUGAUCGACCUGCCGGCCAACAACAAAUGCUUGAUUUGGAAGAAUGGAUAAAACUGCUGGGCGAAUAGCAUCCAAUUUUAAUCAUAAAAAAACAAUGAACACAAAAAAGUUGCUCGAUUUCG